Rubroshorea leprosula is the source of this 2564-nucleotide messenger RNA. NCBI's taxonomy places the organism in Eukaryota, Viridiplantae, Streptophyta, Magnoliopsida, Malvales, Dipterocarpaceae. The record is from the annotation of a GenBank genome assembly.
AGGAGUGAGCCGAAUACCAUGAGCCAUGGGCCAGUGAGGAUGUGGAUGGCGAAAGACUUCAUGUUGGGGAGACAGCCGGGAGUAGCAUGUCCGGUGAACACCAUUUUUGUGAAGUCCGAUCCUGGUUUGUUCGGAGAUGGGUUUGGAUUCCUAGGAACGGAAAUGGUUCAAUAUAUAGAAAUAGGAUACAAGUGUAAGGAUGGAUCCGAGGAUUUUGCAGGUUCAUCCGAAGUGAAGACGCGGACUAAAGAAGGAUCUCUGGUUUGGUACAAUUACAUUGACACCGUCUGUGGAAAUCGAACUGAAAGCUCUCUUGUUGCUCUCUCAUCAUGGUUAACACUCGAUCAGUCUGAGCUGGAAAUCAAUCUCAACCUCUUAGACAAGGUCAACUCCCCAACAACCUUCCAUCUCACCUCUCACCUCAGAUCCCAAAUCUAUUCCCUCAUGUUGAAUAUGCAAAAGGAAGAGAUAAAAACCAACCUCACACCUUCACUCCCACCACCAGCCAGAAUUAUGCACAUGAUUAGGGGAGGGAGUGCACUAAAUAUUAUGUACUUUCAUUGUUUUGAGAGUCUCGAGCUGGAUCCAGCUUUGUUGCAGAGGUACGAUGGUCCCAUCUAUGGAUUCAAUAACCAACCUAUCCAGGUAGAAGGAGUCCUUACUCUCAACGUUGCUUUUGGGAGUGGCCGAACUUAUGUUACCCUUUCAGUUCGGUUUCUAAUUGUUAAAAUGGCAUCCUCUUUCAAUGUUGUUAUUGGACGACCCACAUUAACCGAGAUCCGAGCUGUGGUCUCUCAAUCUCACAUUUGCAGGAAGUUCCCAACUCCCAUGGGAAUAGCAACAUUACGAGUAGACAACCGGCCAGAGGAUGAAACUAGAGCCACCCCAGUUGAGUGUGUAGAGGAAGUGCAAAUUGAUGACAGAGAUCCAAACAGGAAGACACAAAUUGGAACUCGGUUGAACCCAAAGGAUAGAGCAGAGCUCAUAGCUCUCCUCCGAGCUAACAAAGAUAUCGGCAAGAACCUAGAGGUUUAUGUGGACGACAUCAUGGUGAAGAGCCUAAAGGCAGAAGAUCAUCUAGCCGACCUCGGUGAAACAUUCAAUAACCUCAAAAGGAACAAAAUGCGGUUGAAUCCAGCAAAAUGCAUCUUCAGCGUAGAAUCUGGGAAAUUUCUAGGCUUCAUGGUUUGUCAGAGGGGGAUUGAGGUUAACUUGAAAAAGAUCAAAGCAAUAGCCGAGAUGGAACCACCAAAGUCGGUAAAAGACACACACAGAUUAAUUAAGAAGGUGGCAGCUUUUCACAGAUUCAUUUCAAAGUCAGUAGAUAAGUGCCUGCCAUUCUUCAAGAUCAUGCGAUCAGUAGCCCAGAAGGAUGAAUCUGGCAAACAAAAGAAGUUUGAAUGGAACCAAGAGUGCCAAGCUGCAUUUGAUGAGUUGAAGUCUUAUCUUAGUUCACCACCUCUGCUGACAAAGGCUAUGGAGGGAGAAAUUCUUUAUUUGUACCUCAAUAUUUCUGAUGAAGCAAUCAGUUCAAUGCUGGCAGAUUCGCUUUUCAAGUUCGCCUCUGAUGGCUCCUUAAGCUCAAAAUCAGUUUUCGUGGAAGUUCCAGAUGAAGCAAGCUUCAUGAAGCCAAGAAUGAUGGAGAUCAGCAUAGACCCGGAUACACCGAGCUCGACAGAUCCCAUUACCUCCUUUUUACAAGACAGGUUAGUGCCUGAAGACAAGCAACAGGCAAUGAGGUUGAGGAAGAAAGCAUCUCAAUAUACACUCGUCGAUGGAGUCCUCUAUAAGAGAUCUUUCUCACUCCCUCUUCUACGAUGUUUGAAUCCUUAUGAAGCUGAGAAUGCAAUUCGGGAGAUGCAUGAAGGUGUAUGUGGAAGCCACGUUAGUGCUAGAACCCUGGCUCACAAAGUCCUCAGACAAGGAUAUUACUGGCCGAAUAUGUAUAAAGAUGCUACUCACUUUGUUCAGAGAUGCCCGAAGUGCCAAUUUUUCGCACAUCUGACUUACCGACCGACAGAAGAGCUCACCAACUUGAUAGCACCAUGGCCAUUUGCUCAAUGGGGACUUGAUCUUUUGGGCCCAUUCAUGAAAGGGGUUGAAAGUGUAACCCAUCUGAUUGUUGGGAUUGUAACUGAUAAUGAUACCCAGUUUAACUACUCUUCAUUCAGGGAAUUCUGCUCUAAUUACGGGAUCAAACUACAAUUUACCUAUGUAUACCAUCCAGAGUCCAAUGGUAUGGUCACAUCUGUUAAUAAAGCUAUCCUGGAAGGAAUAAAGCCGAGGUUGGAACAACACAAGGCUAGGUGGGUAGACGAACUCAACAACAUCCUAUGGGCAUAUAGAACAACGAGGCGAACUGCCAUAGGUGAAACACCCUACCACCUGGCCUUUGGUACCGAAGCAGUUAUUCCUAUUGAAAUAAGAGUUCCAAGCUUCAAGGUAACCCAUUUCGAUGAAGGAGAAAAUGGACAACUGUUUCGAGAAAACCUUGAUCUGCUUGCGAGGUUAGAGAAGGAGCUUGACUUCAAACUCUAGUAUACAAACAAAAAUUAGCCAACUUC